Messenger RNA from Chiroxiphia lanceolata (lance-tailed manakin), 6906 nucleotides. RefSeq names its product pleckstrin homology and coiled-coil domain containing D1 (gene PLEKHD1). NCBI's taxonomy places the organism in Eukaryota, Metazoa, Chordata, Aves, Passeriformes, Pipridae. The coding region runs from base 3748 to 5259 and encodes 503 amino acids. The transcript is spliced from 16 exons. The record is from RefSeq and is a predicted model, not a curated record.
UACAUUUUAUUUUUGUGCAAGUGUUUGCUGCUUUUCGUCAUGAUGUCUGAGCACCUCCUGGAAGCCUGGACUGAAACUGCAUGUUGGGAGGCAGUCUAGCAGGUUGAUUUGGAUAUAGGGAAACUGCUGGUGAAAUCUUUCUUGCCCCUGUUAUGUGGUUUGUUGUUGGCCUCUGCACACAGCUGUGCAUCUGGGAAGCUGGAGCAUCACUUUGAGGAAUACAUGUGGCAUUUUGUCUUUGCAAGAAUGAUGUAUCAUAAAUAAAACCUGAGCUGGACUUUAUUUCUCUACAUUGUUCCAGGUAUUUGCUACUACCUUCCAUAACUUCUAAUGGUUCUCUGGAUUGAAAAUGAUUACGGAACCUAUCAGAAGCUGUAAGAGAAAAAGGAAUCCAUACUGGAAGGCAAGAUCUGAAUCUUUCCAACUCCACAGCAGCUCUGAUCUAAAUCUUAACUUACUAGCCCCAGCCCAAUAAAUAGUUUGUUCUUUUCUGCACAAUGUACUAUUGUAAGGCUGUCCAGAACAUGAAGGUAUAACUUUUCACUUAAAAAAAAAAACUACAAGCCUCCUCAGCAGCUGCAGUUAGCCAGUAUGUGUAUCCUUAAACUGAAAGGGAGCAUCUUCCAGCUAGAGGGUGGUGAAGGCACAUGGUGUGAUUCUUGAGGAUGUCCUGUGCAGGGCUAAGAUUUGGACUUGAUGAUCCUUGUAGGUCCCUUCCAACUCAGAAUAUUUUGUGAUUCUGUGAAGAAGUGUUACUUCUGUAGAGCUUGCACUGGUGUCUGCUUCAAAGGUUUUAUUUUUAGCAAAAUUUUAUUGGCUUGAUGUGUAGGGAAAAUAGAGACAACAUAUUAGCAAAAUAAUUCCUAUACCAGUGCAACCUGUCAUUCCACAGAAAGGCCUUCUAAUUAAAGCUCCAGUGCUUUCUUUCCAAGAUAUACAGCUGUGUUUCUUUCCCCUAUGAGCCAUCAAGAGUGAAACAGCCAUCUAAAAUCUUUAAAUUAUUAUUCUGAAACAAAAAGAUUUCAGAGAAGGUACGUGAGCCUAGUCUGUAUCCCUGGAAGGUACGGCCACCCCAGGUUGCUGUGCAUGUAGUGGAUCCCACCAAGUAAUGGCUUUCUGCCUCCACUGCUCUGGUUGCAUGGCAAUUCCACAAUCCUCUUCCAGCAAUUGUUAAUUCCUUUCUUGUUUUUUCAUGACCAAUUUAGGCCAAUUUGUUUUCUUGCAAGCAUCAACCUUUACCAAUACAUUAAGAGGGGAAAUAAUGCCUAAAACUAGACAGCAGUCAAAUUUCCCCCUUUGCUCUCAUUUAAACAAGUAAAGUCCUUUUAGUCUCCUGUCAUACUAUGGGUUAGCUAUACCUGUGACCAUCUGGGUUUUAUGACACUGUUUCCUUGAUCCCAAAAUUUAUGGCCAGAAGAAGUAGGUUUUGCAUCUGUCAGAAGUAGCACUGAAGAACCUUUCAGCUGGCCCUUAGGACGUUACUCCUGUUUGUGAGGCAGGUUGCUUAGACCUGUUCUGUUGCUCUCCACUCUUUCCUUUAGACAGGCCCCCAGCUUCAUUAGAUUAGUACAGACAUAAAGGAAAUGUUAACAGAACAACUGUUACUACAAAUUACUGUGUCCAGACACCGGUAGUUACAAAAUUCACCUUGCCGCUAUCUUCUGCCCUAGCAUUGCUGCUUCUACCUGUGUUUAACUCUUGGUCACUUGACAAAAGCAAGUUGCACUUUCCCUCCCUCAGACUGCUGACUUUAAAGAACUUGCUGUAACUACUCAGUCCCUUGCUGAGUAGUGAGCCCCUUCCCUUUUCACCCAGAGGAAAUUUAUCUCAGUUUUUUGAUGUUCAAAUCUAGAAACCUCUUUAUUAGUCUGUGUAAAGUGAAAACAAGUAAAGAAGCAAAGGAUGAAAAUCUGCUUUUCCUCACUGUAGGUCACUGCUGUCACAUCUUUGCAUCACUGGUGCAGUACAAUGGCAGGGGCACUGGAUCAUCCUUACAUGGGAACUCUGCCUUUUCACUGCACUCUUGUAAAGUGAUGCCAUUGGGCCCAGAAUCCUUUUUACUCUUUGCACAACAUAAUUCCAGGGAAACUUUUCCCUCUCCUGUUUAUGAGUAGUAUUUCCUUCUUGGUGCAGUGUGUGGAAUGGUGUCUACAGCAUUAAUGCUUCUCUUCUGCAAUGCAGUGUUUUAUUCAAGAGUUGGAACUGAGGUGGGACAGAGGCAGUAUCUGCUGCUCUCCCCUCUUUUCCACCCUCUGCCUUAAUGUCACUCAGAGAUGGGCUUUGCUGCUGCUCGGGACAUGUCCUGUCUGGGACCAAAAAGUCAGUCAAAGCCAGGGUGAGAGAAAGUAACAAAGCACUGAGUUUGCUGACUCUCUCAUCUAGUGAUCAAUAGUGACUUUUAUCAGGGACCUGCAUCUCUUAAUUUCUCUGAUACCAAAUGCAGUCUGUGAGCUUGAGGCAGGCUGUCUGCAUUUCCUCUAUUUAGGAUGCCUUGCAAGUGCCUCUGACCAUAUAAAGUUAAGUGAACCUGUGUCUGGUGAUGUGAUCUAGCCUACAGCGUGUCCCAAGUUCCUGAUCCCUGGGGAUGAGAAAGGACCAUGUGUCUGCACUGUGUCACUUCUGAAUAACUGCAUUGGGAAGGGCUGACAUCCAGCAAUUACAGCUUCAGAAUCGAUACGCGGAGGAUGGCACAGGUUAAAACAGGAGCAGAUGCCUCAGCAUCUAUGGCAUACAUGCCACACAGCAUGUAUGUGCCUGUAUUGGUUAUAUAAUGCACCAAAAACCCAGAUGCUUUAGCAGGCACGAUUCUCCCACAAAUUCUAAUCCUGGAGGGGAGGCAGGACACAGGAAGGAACAAUAUGAUGCUACUGUGCUUUCCUGUGGGCAUUACAAAAUACAGGGGUUAUUUUGCAGGACUUUGUAUUUAUGCAAGGAGGAAGGGUUUCAAGGGAGAAACAAGGACUAGGGACCCAGAUUAAAAAGCUUAUUGUGGGAGUGCUAAACAGGAAAUGAAAGUAGACUCACCCGAACUGUGGGACAUAUUUCUCUGUGUCUGUGUUGUGGCCAAGAAGGAGCUGGUACCUAAGAUGCAGAGCAGAGACUAUGCUUGCCACAUCUCCAAGAUGCAGCAAGGCAUGGAGGCACGCAAAAUUUUGUGUUCUAAACUUUGAUCAGCAAUGGCCCUUUAAGGCUGAGCAAGGCAUGCAGCAUGGACACUGCCCAGUCCAAACCCAGCAGCCACGUGAACUCUCCCCAGGACAAAUGAGAAGAACCUGUCUCCAAGUGCAAGAUUUUGGAAAUAUGUGUCAGAGAUGCCUGAAAGUAAAACAUCCAUCUUGCCCUAAUUUCUGCAUGAAGUGCUGCAAUGUCAAGUGAAAUAACCUUCCAAGCUGGCUCUGGUGCAGAGGUAUUUUGGCUUAUGUUAUUGCUGAGAGCUUUCUCUCUGAUGAGCUCUUUCUGCCUCUCUGUGUUUCUGAUGUCUGACUCUCUUCACUCAUUUUUUCCCUUGGGCUGGGAUGUGCACUGUUUGUAAUGCAUCAAGAAGUAAUAUGCGAUGAGGAAACUCUCAUCAUCUGUGCAUCAGGGAGAGAAUUACUGACUGAGUGCUGAGCAGUCAAGUUAUUGAUUCAAACCAAAGCCCAGUCUCUCUGUCUGCUGGGCUGGUUACGUCCUUCUGGUUCAUUGCAUUUAAUCGGAUUCCCUGAGCUGCCACACAGAAGGGGAGAGUUAGAAGCAGAUUCAGCUACAAUGUUCUCUUCAAAAUCCAGUUCGGUAUCCCCUUCUCCGUCCAUGGAACAGGCAGAUUCAGAUGCUCUGGACAUCAGCACCAAAGUGCAGCUGUAUGGCGUGCUCUGGAAGAGACCCUUUGGGAGGCAGUCAGCCAAAUGGUCCAGGAGGUUCUUCAUAAUUAAGGAAAGUUUUCUGCUUUACUAUGCUGAGAGUGAGAAGAAGAGUUUUGAAAGCAAUAAAUACUUCAAUAUCCACCCCAAGGGUGUCAUACCCCUGGGAGGCUGCAUCGUGGAGCCCAAAGAAGAGGCCAACAUGCCUUAUGCCAUAAAAAUCUCUCAUGAAGACUUCCACGGUAACAUUGUUCUAGCAGCUGAAUCAGAGUUUGAGCAGGCUCAGUGGCUGGAGAUGCUACAGGAGUCUGGAAAAGUGACAUGGAAGAAUGCCCAGCUGGGAGAAGCUAUGAUUGAGAGCCUGGAAGCCCAAGGACUGCAGCUGGCCAAGGAGAAACAGGAGUAUUUAGAUAAGCUAAUGGAGGAAACAGAAGAGCUAUGUCUGCAAAGGGAGCAAAAAGAGGAACUCGAGCGUCUGAACCAGAUGCUGGAAGCAGAGAAGCAGCAGUUUGAAGAGGUGGUGCGGGAGCUGCGGCUGGAGCAGGAAGAGAUCAGACGGGAGCUAGAGCUCACAGCCCGCUCCCUUAAAGGAGUGGAGGAAGAAAAGAAAGAGUUGCGAAGCCUGACGCAGUCCUUACAGAACACCCUGGAGGAGCUCUCCCUGGAAAAGCAGCAAAUGCUGGAGAUGCUGGAAGAAAAUGAGAGCCAGGUCCCACCUCCAACCAGCCCCAGCAAAGAGCAAAACCCCAUCUGGGGACUGCACUGCAGCCUGCGACAGAUUGAAGAGAAGAUGCAGCAACUUCUGCAGGAGAAACUCCUGGCAGAGAAGAGGAUGAAGGAGAAUGAGGAGCGGUCCCGAGCACUGGAGGAGGAGCGGGAGUUUUACUCUUCCCAGUCGCAAGCACUGCAGAACUCACUGUCGGAGCUGACUGCAGAGAAACAGCAGGCAGAGAGAGACCUCAAGGCUGAGGUGAAGGUACGCAUGGAUCUGGAGAAGAGACUGAGAGAAGCUGAGGAAGCAUUGCAGAGCUUGGAGCAAGGCUUAAAUUCUCUGCAUUGCAACAAGGAGAAAGAGGAAAAGAUGAAAGCAGAUGUCAGUAACUUGAGAAAGUUCUUUGAAGAGUGCAUCCGCAAUGCCGAGCUGGAGGCCAAGAUGCCUGUGAUCAUGAAGAACUCCGUGUACAUCCACAAGGCUGCCACUCGUCGCAUAAAGAGCUGCCGCUUCCGCUGCCGGAGAACCAGUACUUCAUGGAAUGACAUGAAGCAGUCCCAGUCCUUCAUCUUCUCGCAUGCAGAAGCUGAAAACAUCGAAGAGCUGAAAGAAGCAGCCAAAAGACUGAGCCGGGACCAGCGCUUCAGGAAAACUAUCUAUCAAAUCAUGAGGUCACAAAAGGAUUCUGCUUCAGGGGACAAAAAGUGACUCUUCUUGGGAGGAGGCUUCUGAGCUCAACUUGCCAUUCAGCUCCGCAAAAGUUACGCCCUUGGGCACUAGGGUCAGAAGGGAGAUUUGCCCUUUGGUGGGGAAAGUGGGGUAAAGUUGUGUGUAGGCAAUCCCCUCAGUUAGUGGCUUUGCUUUCAUUUGAAUUCUCCUUGUAGCCUGGUAGGCCUUCUCUACUGAUCACUCCAGAUCUGUUUGCUUCAGCUGCUUACAUUAAGGCGUGUUUUGCCAAGAUGCCACAGUCAGUGUUAAAAUGAACCACAGACCAUAGGUUAAGAAAGGCCUCUUCUUUCCUUUCCUAUCUAGUCUGUCUGCCAAACACAAGUGCUUCUGAGAAAGCCCUUUAUCAGCCUAUGUUCCAGCUAGUGUAACCUCCCCAGCUGGACACAGCUUACCCCUUUCUGCCUGAUCCCCUCUAGGAAAGGGCUCGCUCCAUACCCCCAGUCAAUCAGCACUUCUGUGGGGCACAGGCUGAAAACUGCACCAGUCCCAGCGUCCCAAGCACAGGCAAAAAUAUCAAACACAGGGCAACUUCUUGUCUUGAUGCUACAGCAUUUCAAGCAAACAGCAGCAACACAAGGUGAAGACAACCUGAGGAUGCUGUGGAUUUGGCUCCAAGGAGGAUCAUGUACAGAGAAGAGCUUAUAGGUAACUCAGUGGCAUGAAUGCAAACUGGAGGGAGGGUUGCGUUGUGUUGACUGUGAGCAGAACAUUCUGGGGCCACCUUUGCAUAUUUUUUGCACAGGGACAUCUAGCUGUGUUGGAACAGAUAUGUGCUGCAGAUGUUAUCUAUAGGCAGCAUUAGUGUAGAGAAGCCCUUGACUCAGUCCUGAUGGUUUCAUCAACACCUCUGUAAAACAAGUUGGAGGGCAGGAAAGUGAGGACUGUCCAGCAACAAAACCCACUACCACUUCAAGAAUUAAACAUUGUCAGCAGCAAUAUAGGGCUGUAGAGGUGUGGAAAGUCACCAGAGGAGAAGGGUUGAUGCUGGGUGGAGGAGUAUACUGUGAGGGUGUCAUGCUCCUGAAUGGAGUCACUCUGGUGUGACCAGAGGAAAAGCAUUGAAAGCACAGCCUGUACUUUCCCUUUCAGUCAGUCACUGUCCAGUAUCCUUCUGCCAGGCAAUGGGAGGUUUUAAAGAAUCAGAAGAUCCAGCACUGAAGGCUGACAUUUUUGUGAUGAUUGAUAGGUGAUGUGGUAGGAGAAGAGAAUUUCCAACCUUCCUUAGCAUAGCUGAUCCUUCUGUGUUGUUUCCACUUGUGCUUGCAUGCUAGAAAGCCACAAAUGAAUUCUGGCUCCUACAAGGCUGAAGGGCUGUGAGAAAACAAUACAGAGCUGGUUUUCCCCUUUAUGCUGUUCUCACAUCAUCUCUAGCUAUUUUCCAGUUACAAUAUCUAUAUUAUAUGAUGCUGGUAGGGACGGAAUAAAGGACAGCCGGGGAAUGUAUCUGUAAUUCAGGCAGUUAGGAAAAUCAUCUUGUGGGUUGGAAUGCAGGACCUUUGUUCUAUUACCAUCAAAGCCACAAUAUCAGACUUUACAGAAGGAUUGUACGCAGGAGGUAGCCACAUCAGGUCUUCCUUAACUGUGCAUAUUGACAGCAAUAAAUAAAUAAAAGUUAUGCUGACACUA